This is a messenger RNA of Schistosoma rodhaini, 3077 nucleotides long. The record is from the annotation of a GenBank genome assembly. NCBI's taxonomy places the organism in Eukaryota, Metazoa, Platyhelminthes, Trematoda, Strigeidida, Schistosomatidae.
UUAAAGAGAAAAAAAUAUAGCAGUUUUCCUAAUUAUUUGAAUUUCUGAGUAUUAGUAUCUGGUUGACAUAGCCGUUUUCUAUCGUAAGGCCAGCACUCAAUGAACUAUGGUAUGUUCCCUCCCUUAGACAGCGCAAGGCUGAGAGCCCCAGUGUAAGAGGGAAAGCAUUAAUUAUGUUGUAAUCACUUUAAAAAAUCUCACUCAGUAUUUAUUCAUUGAAGAUUAUGUCAGAUGAUAAAAUUGAAGUAUAAAGUGAUGUUUAAUUGUUCUUGUACACUAAUCUAGUAAUUACUACCUCUGUAUGCAAGCCCAUAGGUCUUGCCAUCAAUUUCAUGUAGAUUAUAGCCUAAAGCCUAUAAGACAGAAUUUUUAUUAAUACGUGCUAUUUGUCAACCGUAUAGCCAAUGGUACAGCGUUAUAGUCUUGGAGUGAAAAUCAACGUUGGGAUAUAGGUCCACUCACCUGAAGAGCCCUGGAGGACGAACCGUGCAUCCUGGAUUUCAAUGCCAGCCACCUCCCAUCUCUGACUAAACGGUUGUGACAUAAAAGAAAUAUAGAGGGAACACGAACAGAAUGCACAAACAUCACAAAAUACUGAUCAAUUUAAGUCCUAAACAUCAGUAUGACGAUCCAAACAACCAAUAUAAAUGAAUGAUAAGGGUAAUCAUAUUAUUCGUAAUCUGUUUAAAGUUAGUGAAUAUUAUACAAACUUCGCUUAUCCAUAAACAGUAAAGUAUACAUUUCCUGACUGCAGCAAGAUAAUGACAUGACACCAAAUGUUUUCUGGUCCAGGUAAUGGACAAUUUUAUUGUUUCAUUACUCCUUGAGUUAUAAUCUUCCUGCUUAUAUCUUUGAAACAGGUUAAGAUAUUUUUCAAUACAGCAUCACGAAUGUUACAUAUAAUGUAAAUUAGACCGUAUAAACCCUCGAUAAUAUUUUUAGAAGUCGUUUUACGAUUUGUAUUAUUUCACCCCACACAAAUAAACUCUGUGUUCCUAUAAAUAUAGGUUCCAAAUCUGUCUGCUCAGCUCCUGUAGAAGAAAAGAGUGAUAAUAACGAAAGAAAGAAUUCCAUGAUAACAAAUUGUGUCAGUAAAAAGUCCGUAAAAUUUCCUGGAGAAUGUAAUCUUGUCACAUGUGUGAUAGACCCAGUUGAUCCGUGGUUGAACAGACAGUGCUUAUCACCCGCUGAGUUAAUCAGUAUUUAUAAACUUCAAUGUAAUCUCUCUUCGAUCCAACCUUUGUAUAGUGUCAUUUCGCAGUUACAAUCUAUAGAUUUGAGACAGUCCCCAGAACGGAAGCACGUUUUUAGUCUUAAGGGUUGCCAACUCAACGGUGGACACAUUGAAAUGUUAGAAUAUGUUUUCAAAUACGUCCAAUUUCAAUACUUAAAUUUGGAAAACACCAAUCUUGACGACAAGUCUGUUGAAUCGUUAUAUGAAAUUUUGAGUUAUUAUGAAACAUGUACAGGAUUGUGUUUGGCUCGUAACCCUAAUGUUACGUCUACCGGCUGGAUUCCUGUCGCUUUUCUAUUUCGAGAAGUGCCGUAUAUGGAAUGGCUUGAUUUAAGAGAGAACAACUUGGGUUUAACUUUUGUACAAAUAUUAUCAUCAUCUCUUCGUAUACCACGAAAAGAAGUUAAAACGAAACAGUUUAAAAAGGAAAGUUUUGAUAAUAAUUGUAAUCUCCUCUCCAAGAAAUUAUCUGAUAAGGAUAUUUUCAAGAUUUCUAAAGAUGUAUCGAUUUCAGAAUCGAAUUUAAGAUCAUCAAAAACACUUCCUUUUCAUUCACGUGGGUUACAUUUGGGUUGUACAGGCAUUAAUGGGAAAUUAUUACAUACACUGAUUCCGGGAUUUCGUUUGGGUUGUAUUACUGAUCUUCGAUUACCCAACAAUGGAAUAACUGGAUCUGAUGCUAAAUUUUUAGUGCCAUUGUUACGUUAUAGUUCACAUCUGAAACAUUUAGAUCUGAGUAGAAAUCUACUUGGGGACUUGGGUUGUUCAACUAUAUCACAGGCAUUAGCUUCACCUUGUUUUUCAUCCGAAAUUCUCAAUUCAGAUGAAAAUCAACGCGGUUUAAUCCGAUUGUUUCUAUCAGAAAAUAUGAUAACCAGAUCAAGUAUGAGUAAAUUGGCAAGUGGCCUAACACGCUGCACACGUUUAACAACGUUACAGUUAUCUGGCAAUUUAAAUAUUGGCUCUUCCGGUUUAUUUUAUUUGAAAUCAAGUCUUAUCAGUUGUCCAUGUUUAAAGCGUUUGGGUAUUGCAUUUUGUGGUAUUGAUCAUGAUGGUGCAGCAAGUAUUAAGGAGAUAUUAAUGGAAACAACAUUCCGUUUCAAAAUAAUAGAUUUGACAGGAAAUCCGAUUGGCCUAGAAAAUUGUUUAGCCCUCCUAAACUCUUCAGCUUAUUUGGAUGGAAAAGUUAGAAUAAUUGGUUUAGAGUUUCAACCUUCAUCGUUAAUGCAAUAUGCGAGACAGUUGUCGGAUAAAGAAAAUAAUAGUUUUUUACAUCAGAGUAAUGAUAAUUCGCAUGUUCAAAAUAAUUUACUAAAUCCAGAUCGAGAUUAUCAACGACUUAAAAAUAAGAAUCGAAGACAUUCUCACAUAAUUUCAUCGAAACAUUCAAGUUAUGGGAAAACUAAAUUCUCCUCAAUAACUACAAUCGACUACCAUCAUAAAUCACAUUCAGGACUCAAUCCGCAAUAUUUGUGGGGUGACAGUUCAGAUGAUGACAAUAGAAUGAAUAAUACUGAUGAUGACAAUGUAUCGGUGGUUGCAAAAAGAAACAGAAAUUACCUUUCAGAACAAAUUAAUAGACAAACUAGAGAAAAUGAAUGGACAAAACAUUAUUCUAUCAGUUGAACUGCAUAAGCAAUUCCAUGAGAUUCAAAUAUUUUGUGGAAUAAUUCCUCUCCCUAUCUUAAGUCUUGACUAAAUUGUGUUGAAUUUAUACAAAUGUAUCAUAUAAACUUGAAUAAGGCAAAUUGCAAAGCUCUUACUGUGUACUUGCAUCACUUAUGUAAAUUCAUCAGAUUUCUGUCAACAAUCUUUUCAUAUGAAUAUAUGUAUUUUUCCACAA